AUGGACAACAAGGAUGAAGCUUUGGAGGCUGUCUUGAAGGAAGCAGUGGACUUGGAAAAUGCGCCAAUAGAAGAGGUUUUUCAAACUCUAAGGUGUAACUCAAAUGGUCUCACUACAGAGGCUUCUGAACUGAGGCUUGCCAUUUUUGGAUAUAACAAGCUCGAGGAAAAGCAGGAGAGUAAAAUUUUGAAGUUCUUGGGGUUUAUGUGGAAUCCUUUAUCAUGGGUCAUGGAGGCAGCUGCUAUCAUGGCGAUUGCACUUGCUAAUGGAGGAGGUAAACCACCCGACUGGCAAGAUUUUGUAGGGAUUAUUACCUUGCUUCUUAUCAAUUCCACCAUAAGUUUUGUAGAGGAGAACAACGCUGGCAAUGCUGCUACUGCUCUCAUGGCCCAUCUUGCACCCAAAGCCAAGGUCCUUCGAGAUGGAAAGUGGAUUGAGAAGGAUGCGUCCAUUCUUGUUCCUGGUGAUAUCAUCAGUAUAAAGCUUGGAGACAUCAUUCCUGCAGAUGCUCGGCUACUUGAAGGCGAUCCAUUGAAAAUCGAUCAGUCUGCGCUUACUGGCGAGUCUCUUCCUGUGACAAAAGCCCCUGGUGACAGUGUUUAUUCAGGUUCUACAUGCAAACAAGGAGAGAUUGAAGCAGUGGUCAUUGGCACAGGUGUUCAUACAUUCUUUGGCAAGGCUGCCCACCUUGUUGACACCACCAAUCAAGUGGGGCACUUUCAAAAGGUCUUGACAGCUAUUGGAAAUUUUUGUAUAUGCUCCAUAGCUGUUGGGAUGAUAGUAGAAAUAAUUGUCAUGUUCCCAAUUCAACACCGGCCAUACCGCCCAGGAAUUGACAAUUUGCUGGUACUGCUUAUUGGAGGGAUUCCUAUUGCUAUGCCUACUGUUUUAUCAGUGACAAUGGCUAUAGGAUCCCAUCGCUUAUCUCUCCAGGGAGCUAUCACAAAAAGAAUGACAGCGAUAGAAGAAAUGGCAGGAAUGGAUGUUCUUUGCAGUGACAAAACUGGAACUCUGACCUUGAAUAAACUUACAGUUGAUAAGAGUCUUAUUGAGAUCUUUGUUAAAGGAGUAGAUGCAGAUUCUGUUGUUCUGAUGGCAGCUAGAGCUUCUCGAUUGGAGAACCAGGAUUCAAUAGAUGCUGCAAUAGUAGGAAUGUUGGCUGAUCCAAAAGAGGCACGAGCUGGAGUUCAAGAAGUUCACUUCCUGCCAUUCAAUCCAACGGACAAGCGAACGGCUCUAACAUAUAUUGACAGUGAAGGAAAAAUGCAUCGGGUCAGCAAAGGUGCACCAGAGCAGAUUUUGAAUCUUGUGCACAAUAAAUCAGAGAUAGAACGCCGAGUUCAUGCGGUGAUUGAUAAGUUUGCGGAUAGAGGAUUACGGUCUCUUGCAGUGGCAUACCAGAAGUUAUUGGCUUCUGUUUCCGAUUAUGAACAGGAAGUUCCUAAAGGAACGAAGGAAAGCUCAGGAGGUCCUUGGCAAUUUAUUGGCCUCAUGCCUUUGUUUGACCCACCUAGACAUGAUAGUGCAGAGACAAUUCGAAGGGCAUUGAAUCUUGGGGUAAAUGUGAAAAUGAUCACCGGUGAUCAGCUGGCAAUAGCAAAGGAAACUGGACGCCGAUUGGGAAUGGGAACGAACAUGUACCCUUCAUCAUCCUUGUUAGGACAGAAGAGGGAUGAAUCGAUUGCAGCUUUGCCUGUUGAUGAGCUCAUUGAAAAAGCUGAUGGAUUUGCUGGUGUUUUCCCUGCAACGGUUAGUGGCAUGAGGUUGAUAGUAUAUAUUCUAGAACACAAAUACGAGAUCGUGAAACGGUUGCAAGCUAGGAAACAUAUAUGUGGAAUGACUGGUGAUGGAGUAAAUGAUGCUCCGGCUCUGAAAAAGGCUGACAUUGGAAUUGCUGUUGCUGAUGCAACUGAUGCAGCUCGUAGCGCUUCUGACGUUGUCCUAACAGAACCUGGGCUCAGUGUUAUCAUCAGUGCUGUACUAACUAGCCGGUCAAUAUUCCAGAGGAUGAAAAAUUACACGAUAUAUGCAGUCUCCAUUACUAUCCGUAUUGUGCUUGGCUUCAUGCUGCUGGCACUCAUAUGGCAGUUCGACUUCCCACCCUUCAUGGUGCUGAUUAUUGCUAUCCUUAAUGAUGGUACGAUUAUGACGAUAUCAAAGGAUAGGGUGAAACCAUCUCCUCAGCCUGACAGCUGGAAGUUGGCAGAGAUCUUUACGACUGGAAUUAUUCUUGGUGGCUACUUGGCAAUGAUGACCGUCAUUUUCUUUUGGACAGCAUACAAGACAGAUUUCUUUCCUCGUAUAUUUGGGAUUUCAAGCCUUCAAAAGGAGGAUCGUGAUGACAUCAGAAUGCUAGCCUCUGCAGUGUACCUGCAAGUGAGCACCAUUAGUCAGGCCCUCAUAUUCGUCACAAGAGCUAGGAGUUGGUCUUUUGUUGAACGUCCUGGUCUUUUACUUGUCACAGCUUUUGUUGUUGCUCAGCUGAUUGCUACCCUGAUUGCUGUCUAUGCGAAUUGGAGCUUCGCUGCUAUUGAAGGGAUUGGUUGGGGAUGGGCUGGUGUAGUCUGGCUUUACAACCUCAUCUUUUAUUUCCCACUUGACUUCAUAAAGUUCAUCAUCCGAUAUGCCUUGAGUGGGAAGGCUUGGGAUCUCGUCAUCGAGCAAAGGAUUGCCUUCACAAGGAAAAAGGAUUUUGGGAAGGAAGAGCGUGAACUUAAAUGGGCACAUGCACAGAGGACACUCCAUGGGUUGCAUGCCCCUGAUACAAAGAUGUUCAAUGAGCGCAACAGUUACACAGAACUUAACCAGAUGGCUGAAGAGGCAAAAAGACGAGCUGAGAUUGCAAGACUCAGAGAACUGACUACGCUGAAAGGGCAUGUUGAGUCGGUGGUGAGACAGAAGGGUCUUGAUAUAGACACAAUUCAGCAAGCUUACACUGUUUGA
Dovyalis caffra is the source of this 2943-nucleotide messenger RNA. Lineage: Eukaryota; Viridiplantae; Streptophyta; Magnoliopsida; Malpighiales; Salicaceae. The record is from the annotation of a GenBank genome assembly.